Molecule: messenger RNA, 567 nt
Organism: Conger conger (European conger)
Lineage: Eukaryota; Metazoa; Chordata; Actinopteri; Anguilliformes; Congridae
Product: neuritin-like
Exons: 3
Coding region: 126-560 (144 amino acids)
Biological process (GO): neuron projection extension; nervous system development
Cellular component (GO): plasma membrane
Source: RefSeq, a predicted model, not a curated record
UGUGCUUUAUUUGCCGACUCGUAGGCUGGUUUAUUCGGAUAACGUUGAUGCGAAAAUUGGAACGGUUCAUCUAAAUUCCUUGGGAUGGAGCCCUGAACCCGGCACUGGGUUUAAGUUGAAAGGAUAUGGGACACACGACGUCAGGGACUCCAAAAUUAAAGGCAAUUGCAGCAUUAGUGUUCCUGGUCGUCGCUGGAGCUUCAGCAGAGGUGAAAUGUGGGAGCAUUUAUAAGGGCUUCUCCGAAUGUGUGCUGGAGCUGGGAGAGGGCAUGGCUACGUACCAGGAGGAAGAGAACAGUGAGAACGGAGUCCAGAUCGUCUGUGGCCACUGGGAGGCGUUCCAUACCUGUGCUACCACCGCCCUGUCGGAGUGUCAGGAGGACGUCAGUCGCAUUUGGGAGAGGUUGAAGGAGGACUCCAAGAAGAUCCGGUUCCAGGGGAGCCUGUUUGACCUGUGCGCCCCCAGCGCGGCUCCCAGUCUGCUCCCACGAUCCCGCUCUCCACCCCCACUGCUGCUGCUGCUGCUACUGCUGGGCUCCCUCGCCUGGCUCCCCCUGUAGGCCGCCU